Messenger RNA from Thlaspi arvense, 1017 nucleotides. The record is from the annotation of a GenBank genome assembly. NCBI's taxonomy places the organism in Eukaryota, Viridiplantae, Streptophyta, Magnoliopsida, Brassicales, Brassicaceae.
AUGGAAGAGCUUAGGCGAUUGGAGAAGCUUCAGAGUGUUGAAGCAGCCAUCACUUCUAAUGGUUUACUUUCUUCUUCAACUUCCGAUCAAGCUUCCUCUCGAUUCCUUUCCACCCUCGUCCUUUUCCUGGUACAACCAUGCGGCGACCUCGAUAUUGAUUCGAAACUCGGCCUCGUCUCUGAUUUCAUCCCGAAAAUACCUGGACCUUUCCUCGAGGAGAUAUCGAAGUCAAUUCAGCGAGCAAACACAACAGAGUCCCAAAAGAGUCAUGUGGACAAGGUUGAUCCUGACGCUUCAGAGAAACAUGAAGAACUCGUGGCAAUGGUCGGGCUUGAUGCAAUGAAAAGAGCAAACUCUACACUUGAGGAUUUCUCAAGGUCUUACUUCAUGUUCCAUCAGCUGGAGAUUAGUCAACCACAGUCACUCUUCAGAUAUUUACCCAUGCUUUCAUUCACUGAGAGUUACAUAUAUCAGAUUGAUGCUCUUAAUGAGAAGAUAGUCAGUGAAUCAGCUUGUGGAUCCCAAGUCAUUUGUUUAAACAAUGGAUGGAAUGCUGAAUCACGAGUUCUGUUUGAAACUGAUCCAUUGAAACCGCUGGGAGAUGUGCUUGAACGUGAGGGUCUUCUGACUCAAAGAAUACAACACGAGUUUAACUCGGGCAAAGAGUAUUGGGCGUUAGAAAGACAGCUUUGUGAUGCUCUUUCAAACAAAAACAAGAUCCGUCUCGAGGAUGUGAUGAGAGCAAUUCAUUUGAAGUCUUUUGAUUACCGGGUGUUGAAUCUUCUACUAUACAAGCUGAGAGGAGAAGAGUAUCUAAGUGCAUAUAGAUUGGAGUUGUAUUUGAUACAUAUGUCUUUGUCUUCUUUCUUCGGAACUGUGGAAAAGGUGAAUGAGUUGCAUAUGGACUUCUUGUCAAUUUCAGAGUUCCUAGUUGAAGUAGCUGAUGAUCUGUUCGAUUACGAGGUUAGAGCUACCGUCAAAGAACUCCUGAUGAGGUCACAUCACGAUCUCUACUGA